Molecule: messenger RNA, 601 nt
Organism: Harpegnathos saltator (Jerdon's jumping ant)
Lineage: Eukaryota; Metazoa; Arthropoda; Insecta; Hymenoptera; Formicidae
Exons: 5
Coding region: 90-485 (131 amino acids)
Source: RefSeq, a predicted model, not a curated record
AGCAGCCACAAUGUUACGCAGUCUACAACUAAACUUCUUCAUGCGAUAAUAUACUCCGUUGAACGUUGAACGUAUUAGAAGGGUUAAAAAUGAAGACUAUAGUGAUUAUCAUUAGUGUAUUGGCAGUUAUGACGGUAGUUUAUGGUUACAAUGAAGAGCGAUCAGAAAAAUUCCUCCGUAAUCUAUCGAAGUGCGAAAAGAGCCCAACCAGGUUACAGGGCGAUCGACUAAGUCUCGAAACGGUGAUAUGCGCUAUAGAAAAUGAUGGUAAGAUAUUUAACGAGAAUGGCGAAUAUAAAUUUGAAGCAGCGAUGCAGGGAUUGGAAGAUGCUAUUUCUGAUCAAAAUUCAUUGAAUAAGGCGAAGAAAACUUUUACUAACUGCUACAAUAAGGAAAUUGAAAAGAAAACCACCGGCAUGGAUCAGACGAAGGAAAUUACCAAGUGCUCUCUGUCGAUUUUCUCUUUCUUUGACAAACUAAAAUAAACAAAGAAGCGAAUUUCAAAUUUUCUUCCAUACUGUAUUAUGAAACAAUUUUUUUUCUUUUUGAAAUAUUGCCUAUAAUCAUACUUGGUGUUUGGUUUAUUUUCUAUUAAAUUGAA